This is a messenger RNA of Scophthalmus maximus (turbot), 4766 nucleotides long. It is a transcript of the gene c5h6orf47, whose product is annotated as chromosome 5 C6orf47 homolog. The transcript is spliced from 3 exons. Lineage: Eukaryota; Metazoa; Chordata; Actinopteri; Pleuronectiformes; Scophthalmidae. The coding region runs from base 1287 to 2162 and encodes 291 amino acids. The record is from RefSeq and is a predicted model, not a curated record.
UGUUUAAUACUGAUGAUGUUUAUGUUUGAUAGAUGUUUAUGGACAGACUAGAAGAAACAUUGUCACUGCUUACACAUAAGUCAUCAGGGUUUCAUUGUUAUGUAACAAUAGUACUGUAUGUUAUACAUAUUGUUAGAAUUUCACGAUAAAUCCAUAUUGUGAUCAGACCUUGAUGAAAAAAAACAUUACACUUCGUAUUAUGCGUCCGUGUUUUGUAUUCCUGAUGAUACACAGAGAGAAUUAAUUUAUAGUGCAGCUCGUAAUAAUGUUGAGAUUUUUGCUGUAGGUGUCUUAAAAAGCUCUGCAUCUCCUGGUGAGACACAUGCUUGCCACCCAAAAAUGAUAACUGGCCCCUCCCUGGCCACCCCACUGAAAAUGUCCUGGCUCCGCCAACUGUCAAAUAAGGCAAUGCAACCACGUUCCCCUCCAAAAUCAAAGUCUGUACAGAUUACUUGUACUAUGUCAAAAUAGUAGAAAAUUUAAACGGCGUAUGGUCUGCAUGAAUUAAAAGUAGCCACGCCUAUAGCCAUAAGUAUACCCGCCAUACAAGUACAGUACAAGUAAUUGUGUUGAGUUAGGAAAAAAAGUAAAUUCCAGUACAAGUUUAUUUUGAAGGCUGAGACCAAACCGGUAGUCGAUUGUCUUCAUCCGGGAGGCUUGUUUUCAGCGGAUCGCUGUGUCGUUCACGGUAACGGUAUUUCGGUGGGAGCCAUAGGGUGGGAGCAGACUAUAGUUCUCCUCAGACGCUGAUGACGAACAGCUGUGUUCACAGCAGCACCCUGAGGCGGAGAAACUUGUUCUGCCAGUCGCGUUAUUUGAUGCUAACAAGGAAGCUAGCUACGGUCUGGCAGGCAACCAAUAGCUAACGUCGCCGAGGGUUUGAGGAGCGGGCGGAUUGUUUCGGGAGACACUCGUUGAGCUGAAGUAUCGGGCCAAUAUAACCCGUUACACUUGUAGCUAGCCAGUGCUAACUGCUGUUUGAACAUUUCUGUAAUGUUGAGUUAUUAACAGCUUCGAAUGUUGCCAGGUCAAACCAAGGACAUGUAAAGACACACUUGACUACAAAGGCUGUAAUGUCAUUAAGGUCAUUGUGAGUAAUGUAAAGGUGGGGAGGGGGUCAACCCUUCUGUCAGUGGAACUGCUCACACACCCUCAGGUGUGUCCGUGGCCUGAAACCUUUUGAACAAGUAUAACUCCUCACAGCUGCACUGGCAGUACAUGCAUGCUGUGCAGCAGACGGACACAAGAAGGGUUCUACACAACUCCAAGGGGCUCCGUGAGAGACGAUGACCGCGGUGUUGGGCAGAGCUCUGGGGUGGGUGUGCUCAUGGGGCAGAAGUGCAGCGUCAGAGAAUACCACAGUGGUUACCGCCGAGGGCCAAGGGCCUGGCCACAGGGGGUGGACGUCUUGGUUCUGGGGAGGGUGGAGACGCCACAGUGACCAAAGCACUCCAGUAGAGGAGUACUGGGAGGCGCAGGAGAGGGUUCAGCCUUUGGAAAUUGAAGAUCUUUGCACAGGGAAGCGGGAGACUGUGGUAGAUUCCGAACAAGUACCUAGAUGGUGGAAUAAAUAUCUCCCAACUUCUUACAUUUUGUGGCCAAGAAAGACAGUACCAAGCACACUGAGACGAAGGAAACACGAUGCGUUAGACCAUGCUGUUGAUGGGGACUCCUCUGACUACAGAACACCACCUCCAUCUCCCACACCUCCUUCCUCUCAGCUCAUGUCUCCUUUUCGGCUCUUUGCUCACAGCUGGAAGGUGGAAAUCCUCCCAGAGCACCAUGACAUCUGUUUCAACUUCAUCCGCCACUUGUUUGACCUGUUUGUCGUUGGCUUCCUGUGGACUGUGUCCCCCCCUGCCAAGCUGAUCCUGGAGGUGCUGGGGGUCCAGGGAGCACUGAGGCUGUGGCUUCAUGGUAUGGCCAUGUUUUUUGUCUCCACAGUUGGAAUGGCAGGGUUACUCUGGUUGAUCCAGGAGUAUCUCCCCCAGUUUGCCUUGAUAUACGGCAUCAUACAGGCAGUGGUGAUCUCUGUCAGUGUGCGACAGAGUGUGAUAAUAGGCUUGGACGAAGACAAGGAGGAAAAGGACGAGUUGGAAAAAGAGACUGAUGACAUGACAGAUGUUAGGAAACAUAAAGAAGACAAGGUGAAGACAAGUUAAUCUUACGGCGCUGAGAAGACACACCAUCAGCUUUGUCCGACUUCGUCCAGGGGUGGGACCUCACAGCACUGGGAUCUCGCAGCAGUGGGACCUCACCACUUUUUUCUGCAGUGUGACCCAAUGACUUUAUUGCACAUUAUUUAGAGACUCAGAUGUUGUACGCAUGGUCACUUUAUAUUCAACACUAUCGAUCUGCAUUUUCUUCUGCAGUGACCCAAUGACUUUAUUGCACAUUAUUUUAGAGUCUCAGAUGUUGUACGUAUGGUCACUUUAUAUUCAACACUCGAUCUGCAUUUUCUACAUGCCUGUCAUCGUGAUAUUAAUGUCAUCCCCAUAAUGUUGACAAUACAAAUAUUAUUAACUUUACAAGUACACUACCACUAUACUGGAAGUCAGAAAUAAUUGGGCCUAUGAAAAUUCAGGAAAUUAAUGUUACAUUAAAAUAAGGGACUCCUAGUACUCAGAAAGUUGGACAUCAUGCUGUGCUGUGGGGAUCAUGUUGUGAUGACAGUAGCCUGGUUCUGGACCUUUGGUGCAAACAACCAAACAGCCUUUGUGAGGAUACUUGUUUGGAUUCAACACCAGGAAGAAAGAGGUGCAAACCCAUAGAAACUACCCUAUUGAUAGAAACACAACAAACAUUUUAAAGGACUGAAAGAAACCUAUUUGAGGACAGAGGAGUCUUGUAGGCUCAAUGGUUAAGGCAACCCUUAGUACCACCAGAGUAUCACAGUGCCCCUGAAGGUCCGAUCAGCGAACUGCUCUCGCAGACUGGGACCCGAAGUCCUCUCUGUUUACUCUGCUGUUCACUUCCUGUGGAGGAAAUGCCCUCUGCAGUCAACAGAGGUUCUGUUCAGUUGUUCCAUUAAACCCUCAGUCUGUAGUGAUCAUCAGUUCUGAGAAUUUGGAUUUGUCUUUCCCCACUGCCUUUAGUCAUUUAGGGAACAGGCAUGUUACCCAGUGUGACGUAUUAAAACAUGCAUUGUCCAUCAUCCUCUGUUCUCUGUAGGAAAAUGCAAAGCAGUCUAACUAUGUUUCAUCACUUAGUUUUGAACUAUGGUACAUGACUGGACUGCAAACUGUAGAAACCCUUUCAUGUUCACGGUGAGCACAUCACAUUCCUCUUCAGGUCUGAUGUGAAGUACUAACCUCCACUACUUAUCUGCAGCUCCGGACAUCUCUCUGUCUCACACACACACACACACACACACACACACACAGCCAAUUAUACUGAAUUGAAUCCAUGGGAUCUUCUUUACUCAGCAUUGACCUCAAAAUUUGAGUCUUCUAAACAAAAUGUGUAUCUGGAGACAAGUGUAAUUUAAUGAGAUGUGGUUGGAUAUUGAGGUUUGUUAAUUCCCUGGUGUCAAAUUAUAUUGUAUAUCUAUAUUUAGUUUCUAUCACUACAUGGAUCACAUCACAUUGAGAUGUCUCUAAUAAACUUUUUAGGAGCAGUGUACCAGCAGCACACAUUCAUGUGUUCUCUGUAUACACGUGUAUUUUGCCUUAUGUCAUUUUCUUAUGCAAUGAUAUUGUGUGGAAUAUUGCUGGGAAUGGAACUUAUUCCACAGGUAUGUAUUGUAAUGGUUUUUUAUUUCUUUUUCAUGCUUUUCAUUUAAAGGCACAUAUAUGUGGAGACUAUCAGUCUAAUGUAGUUUUACUGCACAGUGGCAUGUGCCACUCGGAGAAAAGAAUUGUGGGUUCUAAGAGUGCUUACAGUCUGUGGCUGGCAAUAUUGGAAUAAAAUUAUUUUACACGAUUGCACAUUUGUGAGCACGGUAUAUGACAAAACUAAAAUACAAAUCCAUUCAGUUAAAAUCAAAAUGAAAAUCAAGUGAACCUUGAUGUGUAACCUAAAAGUGAAAAUGUAACAGCAAAUAUAACUUGAAUUUUGAACUAAAAGGAAUAGUCUUUUGACAAAAUAUAAUAGACAACUAUUGACAAUAAACAAAGUUUGUUUUUCAACAUUUUCUAGAUGCAGCUUCUCAGUUUCUUUAUCUUAUGUGAUAGUAAAUUGAAAAUUCUCUUUUUUUACCUUUAAUUUUAUAGAAUGUUAUUAAUGUUACCAUUAAAAAUAGAAUGCUGAGAGUCUUAAAUUUAUAGAUUACUUUUAAGACGCCAGUGAGCAAUCUGCCGCUUGGAUUGGGUAGAGUCCAAAUUCCAGUUUCAUCUUUCAAAUAUAGUUUGCACAUUGUCUUCAUCAUCGUGACAGCAGUGUCAUUCUGAAAAUAACCCCACUGUAGUUUUCUGUCAUACAUGCACACAAAUUGCAAGGUUUUUGUUUUAAUAUUAGCAGCUGCAGACGAUCUUAGAAAGAAUGUGUACCUUUAUUAUGCUUUUUUGUAUUGCACCAAAUUUCUAUUCAUCAUUUGAACAUAAAAUGUCACAGUGUCUUUUACGCUUUGUUACCUUUUAUUAAUUGUUUGCUUAUAGAGAGUUCAAGGUGUUUUCUAUGAGGGGCCAGCACACUCGACAAGAUCAGGAUAACAAGCUACAUGAACUGUCCUGCUUCUGAAAUAAAGAGGAAGGACCUCACCAGCCCACAGUGUAAUCUCAACUCACGAACACUCCCACUGGCUAAAUAAAAUUGACGCUCUUUUAUUA